Amphimedon queenslandica is the source of this 1174-nucleotide messenger RNA. Its product is annotated as caspase-3-like. The record is from RefSeq and is a predicted model, not a curated record. Gene Ontology annotation, molecular function: cysteine-type endopeptidase activity. The transcript has 3 exons. NCBI's taxonomy places the organism in Eukaryota, Metazoa, Porifera, Demospongiae, Haplosclerida, Niphatidae. The annotation marks the transcript as partial. Gene Ontology annotation, biological process: proteolysis.
UUCAUAGAUGGAUAUAGCUUGCCCAAAUAUGAAUCCGCUGGUGGUCCAGUUGGUGACUCUGUUGGCCCAGCUCCCAAAUUGCUUAAGUAUGAGCCUGCUGGUGGCUCAGUUCCUGCUGUUGUUUCUGACUCAGCAGUUGGUCCAUCUCCCAUUCAUACUACUAAUGUGGCAGGAAGUGCUCAAUCUUCAUCCCCUCAACUCUCAGAACAAGGAAAAGACUCAGAGGAAGUGACAUCUGAUGCAUUGGGUUUCGGAUCAAAAAAAGAGAAAAAGAACGAUGAAGAAAAAGCUGCUGCAGAUGAUAUUGUGUACAAGUAUAAAGUCAACGAGACAGGAGAACAUGGAGUCGUGCUGAUCAUCAAUAAUGUCUACUUUAAAGAGAAAGAUAAAGCUGAUCGUAAAUCAUCAGCCGAAGAUGCUAAAAGAUUAAAGGAAUUAUUUGAAGGCCUUCGCUAUCAAGUGAUAGUUCAUGAAGACUUACCGGCUGAAGAAAUAAGAACAAAAGUUAGUGCAAUUGCUGCUGGGUUAGUAACCAAGAAACAUGAUAGUUUCAUAUGUUGCAUUCUGUCUCAUGGCAAUCCAGCAGGAGUUGAAGGAGUUGAUGGGAAAACAGUUACUGUCGCUGAAUUGGCUAAAAGUAUAAAUUCUACAAAAUGCCCAGCACUUCAUGGAAAACCCAAAGUAUUUUUCUUUCAAGCUUGUCGAGGGACUGAAGUACCAGAGCCUUCAACUGCUGAUUCGUCUGGGCAAUGGCUUCCAAAUAAAGAAGAAGAGAUGGUUGCUGAUGGUACUGCUCGAGCAUUACCACCAGAAGCUGAUUUCUUGUUUGGUUUUAGCACUUCUGAUGGCAACGUUGCUGCAAGAGGUGUCUACUCUGGUUCACAAUAUAUAAAAGCAUUGUGUGAGUUUCUUGAUCCCAAAUAUUCUUCAAGGCUUAGUCUUGAUGAGCUCCUACUUCUCGUUAAUUACAAAGUAUCAGGGAAUCCUAUUGAUUAUAAAAUGUCGUACAAGUAUCAUCAAAUGCCCGAGAUCAGAAGCACUUUGAGAGGAAAAUUUUACUUUAAAAAGUAACUUGAGUGUUUUAUUAUUUUAGUUAUUUUUGCAGCAAAAAGAUUUUAGUGUGUAUUUUUUCAUUAUACUUUUGUAAUGCUACUCUUAAAUGCUUUUUUGAGUA